AUGGAUGCUGAAGAGCGGGUAAUCGUGUUAAUUAACGAUGAGUAUGGGACUUCCAAGGGGGGAAUUUCCACCAUCAACUGCUAUGCAGGCCAAACCCUAGGCCUGACAGGCAAGGCAGUUGUGUACGCCACAGUCCUACAGCUGGAUGUGCCUGAAGAAGACCAGAAGGCGGCAGACAGAGAUAAUGUCAAGCUGAUCAAACCCUAUCGAAAAAAAGGGGACCUGAGAGAGCCAUCCUUAGACUGGCUGACCUUCGACUACAACAGCCGCUACCCGAAAUCAAAGAAACCACAACAUGAAUACCUGAAUAGCCUCAACCCAGAAUCAGAGCUACCACCACACAUUGAUGUCAUCAUUGGCCAUGCUGACAUCACAGAUACGGCAGCCCGAAACAUCCAUAAUGACUACUACAAGGACGAGGCAGACCUCAUCAUGUUCACCCAUGUCAUACCUGAGGAUACAGAGUACUACAAGGGAGGCCGGAAGGCCAUGAAUGCUGGGAAGAAAGAGAAUGAUAUGCUUAUGAAAGUGGACAACGCAAAGGCAACUUUCUCUGUGGGUGAGCGGAUUUACAACCACUUCAGCACCAAGUACAAAGGAGAUAGGAAAUUCAAACAGAAUCACCACAUCUUCCUCCCGAAGCCAUCCAAGAUAUUCCUGGACGCCCAUGUGAGUCCUGGGGGAGAGGAGAUGGUCGUCCUGUCCAUUGGCAGAGUGAGGAAGGUGGAGAAGUUGAAAGGCCAUGACCUUGUUGGACAGUCCAUGAGGGAUGUGGUGAAGAAAAUCAAGAAUGUCCGGUUGUGUGUCCGCGGCAUCAGCGAGGAUGAUUGGGAAACAAGCGAGAGGAUCCUGAAACAUGCCCUGAACAGUCCCGACCUGGUACCCACCCUGCUGCCGUACGGGACCCAGGAGGAGAUCAGGAGUGACAUGAUGAGGGCCCACCUGGUCCUGAUGCCGUCCCGCUCCGAGCCGUUUGGGCUGGUCGGCCUGGAGGCCAUCGCAGCUGGCAUCCCCGUCCUCAUUUCCGACAAGACCGGUCUGGCAGACAUGAUCAACAAACUUGUUGACGGGAAGAAGUUGCCACAGGGCCUCCGGAACAGAAUCGUGGAGACCAGCGUGCAAGACAGCGACAUGACGAAAAAUGCCAGUAGGUGGGCGCUCAAAAUCCGCGAAACUCUGAAUGAUCCCGAGACGGCAUUCAGCCAGGCAAAGAAGUUCAAAGAUGAGCUUCGGAAGUCCAAGUACUGGGAGGACUCAGAGAGAAGGUUCCUGCAAGCCUGCGGUAUUACCGUGACAGCGUCCCAUCUAAACGAAGGAAACAACGCUACUCUCACUUACUCACUCUCGUCCUGUGACCUCAGACUCGAGGACGUAGGGCAUCACGGCAUCCAGCAGUGA
Messenger RNA from Branchiostoma belcheri (Belcher's lancelet), 1398 nucleotides. RefSeq lists its product as uncharacterized. Gene Ontology annotation, cellular component: cytoplasm. Gene Ontology annotation, biological process: apoptotic process; proteolysis. The transcript is spliced from 3 exons. The record is from RefSeq and is a predicted model, not a curated record. NCBI's taxonomy places the organism in Eukaryota, Metazoa, Chordata, Leptocardii, Amphioxiformes, Branchiostomatidae. Bases 1 to 1398 code for a protein of 465 amino acids.